UCUCGCUCCCAUUUCCACUAAUCAUUGAAAAAUAAUAAGUCUGAAAUGCCCUUUGGGUGCCCCUUUGACAUGCAUGGUAUGAUAGGUUAUCGAUUCAGAGCAGGUAAGAUGGCAGACACCGAAGAAAAUGAGCAAAAGAUGACCGUAGACAAGUGGAAGGAAUCGUGGAGUUCUCCAGAUGUGGAUUUCCAUAACCCUGAUCUGAAUGGAGUGUUCUUAAAAUAUAACAACAGAAUGCUUACAAAGCCAGACAUGAGGAUAUUUGUGCCCCUGUGUGGAAAAGCAGUGGAGAUGAAAUGGUUGUUGGAUCAUGGAUAUAAGGUUGUAGGGCUGGAGGUAGCUCCUGUUCCAUGCAAGGCAUUCUUUGAGGAGAACAACAUUCCUUAUCAAGUCAAAGAAAUUGGGGCCAUUCCCGGGGAGAAAUAUGAAAGCUUAGACGGCAAUUGUGCUAUCUAUUGCUGUGACUUUUUUCAAAUUUCUGUGGACAUUUGUGGAGAAUUUGAUGGAAUCUGGGACAGCGGCGGACUAAAUGCCAUGGAAAUUGAAGAUAGGGCGAAAUACAUUAACAUAAUUCGAUCACUGAUGGGCAAGGGAUGUGUAAACAUGACAGAGUUUAACAACUUUGAUUUUGACACCAACUGGAGCAUGUCAACGACCGAUCUGAAGAAGUGCUUCGGUGAGGGAUACCAGAUUGAAGAUGUGGCAAAAAUGGAUGCCCCUGAGAAAAUGAAGGACAUAGGCUGUAUAGCCGUGCUGUUGUUCACGAUAACCAGGAUAUAAAGUUAUAUUAAAUGUAUGCUUUCUUGUGACUGAGUGCAAUCCGUACGACUUCAUUUGCACUGUCACCUUGAAAGCAAUACAAGGUCCAUUAGCUAGUAUUCCGUGGCCUCUGUAUAUGUUAAUCGUUACCAGGUCGAGUUUGUGAACUUUUGUGAAAGUUCUUUUGAAAUGUGUGCAAUGGAUUUAUUUGUUCAGUACAUGUCUUAUGUGCCAUAGACGAUGGCAGUUUGUAUUGAGGGAUCUCAACAAAAACGCCUACAAACCUCAUUUUCACAAGCUGUACAUGAACAUUUAAAGCCAUUAAUCAUUAGGUUCAGUGUCAUGCAUGUGUGUAACAGUACAUUGCAUUUAGAAUGUUUUUACCUAAAUGUAUGUGAUUGCACAUGGUCUAUAGAAAUGAUCAAACUUGACUCCUAAUCACUCUGGCUAGAUUGAGUCAAUUUGAGUGGCUGCUAGCCUCAGCCUAGUAUCAUUCUGAAUGUCCUUGAUAAAAAGUAAACCAGAAUUGCAUUAAUUUUUGUUUCAAUAGCGUUUUGUAAAGGAUAUUAAAAUGCAUUGUCACUUUUAUUUUUGUACUAUUGUUAAUAAAGUGUAGGAAACCGGAA
Ostrea edulis (European flat oyster) is the source of this 1385-nucleotide messenger RNA. RefSeq names its product probable thiopurine S-methyltransferase. The transcript has a single exon. The record is from RefSeq and is a predicted model, not a curated record. Lineage: Eukaryota; Metazoa; Mollusca; Bivalvia; Ostreida; Ostreidae. The coding region runs from base 46 to 780 and encodes 244 amino acids. Gene Ontology annotation, molecular function: thiopurine S-methyltransferase activity.